GAAAUAGAGAAAACGGAAAAAACCGAAAGGGAUAAAGUUGCAGAUCCAUUAAAAAAUAAUGUUUUUGGAAAACAACCAAAUGGAAAAGAUGAUAAAAAUCAUAUCAUAUAUUAUGAUGGAAAAACAAAUUUCAAGCAAAUAGUUAAUGACAGAGAACCAUGGGUACCGGGCGGUUGUGAAAGAACUUCUUAUUGUAUUUAUUAUAAUGAAGAAGGAACGGAAACAGAAACUUUACAGCUUAUUGUUGGUGGAUCAACCGUUCAAAUUUGGCAUGAAAUAAAAGAUGAUAGUAAAAAAGAAGAUGAACUUCCUAAUAAAGGAGAAGCCUUUCUUGAAUAUAUAUGGUCAAAUCGUAUUCCAGUAAAGCAAGAAGGAAAGAAAACGAGAUUAAGAAUUGAAAAGUUUGAAUAUGGACCAAAUUAUGGAUCAAAAAGUAAAAUAAAUGAUUUUUAUUUAAAGGUUUAUUGGUUUGAAAGAAGUUAUAGUUCAAAACCAGAAGAACAUAAAAAAAUGACAGAGCAAGAAAUAAUAAAGGAAGAAGACGAUGAUAUAGAUCGUAUAGAAAAAGAAUUAAAACAGAUUAAUAGUAAAGAUAAUGACCUAAACGAAGAAGAGAAAGAGAAAAAAAGACAAGAAAUAAUAAAUAAUUGUGUAAAGGUAAAAAUACGAGAAAAAGUAAUUCAAGGAAAAGAUGUUAUUAAAAAAUCUCAUGCAGCAAGACACGCUUGCAAAGCAUUAGAACAUAUAAGAAAACGUUAUAAAAGUAAAAUCGAUGCGGAUAAUUAUAAAGUAAGUUAA
Messenger RNA from Rhizophagus irregularis DAOM 181602=DAOM 197198, 798 nucleotides. RefSeq lists its product as uncharacterized. Gene Ontology annotation, molecular function: protein binding. Lineage: Eukaryota; Fungi; Glomeromycota; Glomeromycetes; Glomerales; Glomeraceae. The record is from RefSeq and is a predicted model, not a curated record.